Anneissia japonica is the source of this 881-nucleotide messenger RNA. RefSeq lists its product as uncharacterized. Lineage: Eukaryota; Metazoa; Echinodermata; Crinoidea; Comatulida; Comatulidae. Bases 85 to 672 code for a protein of 195 amino acids. The transcript is spliced from 3 exons. The record is from RefSeq and is a predicted model, not a curated record.
UAGAUUUUUUAUCACCGACACUUUCAUUCCACACAUACAGUGGUAGAUUGUAUUGCGUUGAGGAUAUAAAGGAAAGUGUGUGAAAUGAAUAUGGAUUAUUAUAGAUUGGAAACCGGUGAAAUGUUAGCUGGUCGGCGCAUUUCUGUUUGUUUCUUGGCUGCAAUAUUCUCCAAUCUUUUUUUCGUUCCGACAUGCCACGGCAACCUGGUGACCAGUUAUACUAUACAACGAUGCUGGUCUGACGUUGAAUAUUCAGUAGCCACCACACACACGAAUGCCAGCACAACAUGUUUUACUAAAAAUUCAGAAGAUGCAAUUUGCUACGAGUUAAAAUCCGAUGUCUCAACAUGUAAACCGCCUUGGGAAGUAGUGUCCAUCACAGACCCUGCAACUUUUGAUCACAUAGCAGUUGCGAUGAGGAAUUCCACUCUUCCCUAUUUUCCAGCCAGAAUAUCAGGCGAUUUAGCUACUGAGGGCUUCUUGAAUUAUUUUUUAGACAGCUCAGAGUGUUCGUCCAAACAAGUUGUCAACGGUGCCGACAUUCAAAAUGGCUCAUGCGGGCUGCUGAAAGUGUACGAAGCAAACUAUGAAAUACACUUUAUACGCGAGUCAUGCGAACAAUUUGAAAAUAAUAUGUAUGCUUGUUCUAAGACAUUAGCAAUAGGUAAUUAACUCUUCACUCUCCUGCUAAAUAAGAUAAAUAGAAUUAUAAUGCCACAUACAUAUAACGAUGAAUUUUGGUAUUUAGAUAGUAGACUCUAAUAGUAGUGUAGUAGUAUGAACUCUGAAAAAAUUGAUACAAGCCAUCGAAGUUUAAUGUAAAAAAACACUAUACUGUACAUAAUUAUAACGUAAUUUCCAAAUAAAUCUAGCAAACGCUG